Molecule: messenger RNA, 6427 nt
Organism: Tetranychus urticae (two-spotted spider mite)
Lineage: Eukaryota; Metazoa; Arthropoda; Arachnida; Trombidiformes; Tetranychidae
Gene: scrib
Product: scribble planar cell polarity protein
Biological process (GO): cell-cell adhesion; establishment or maintenance of epithelial cell apical/basal polarity; embryo development
Cellular component (GO): postsynaptic membrane; basolateral plasma membrane; postsynaptic density
Molecular function (GO): protein kinase binding
Source: RefSeq, a predicted model, not a curated record
UUCCCUUAAAUCAAUCAAUUAAAUAAUAUUACUUGUUAUUAUAUUAUGUUUAUUAAUGUAAACUUGUUUACCUUUAAUUACUGUGAAUUGAAUUUAACUGAUUAUCACUUUUCUGGCUUCAACAUCUUUUUACUUUUGUGAGACUCUAAACUCUAUACCUAUUCUGUUUAUAUUACAUACAAUAACCAAAGCAACAUUUCUCCCUCUCAUUUUUUGGAUUGUUCAGCCUCACCUUUCUUUCCCUUUCUGUCUACCUAUCUCUUCAUAUCUUCUUUUACAUUCAUUUCAUUUCAUUCAUGAUUGUUUGUUACAUCAUACUGAAUUUCAAAGAAAAAUCUCCGCGAUCAAAUAACAAAAUUGUGCUCAUGUUAAUAUAAUCUAUGUGCUACUGUUGUGCUUGCUGUGUCUGUAGUUACAUCUUUACUUUUCCGUGGUUCCCUUAACACUUUAGUUAAGGUUAUUCCUACUAUUUGGUGGAGAUAAUUACUUCUAGCUGUGUAACUACAUUAUUGAUGGUUAACAAUUUAUCAAGAAAAAACUUUUUCUAUUUUUGUUUCUAAUAGUUUUUAAACUGUUGUUUACUUGAUUGGGUCCAAAAAUUCAAAUUAUCUCUUCAUUCAACGAUUGUGAUUGUUAUCAAAGAGUUUAUGGAAUGAUUUAUAAAUUUCGUGUUUUCGUGAUUCCCUUUACUUAUUCAUUAUUAUUGCAUCAUUAACCAACCUUGUUUUACCUGAGCAAAUUGAAAUUUAAUUUGAUUUCGUGUGAAGUUUUACUGUUGGUUAAACCCUAAUUUAACCACUGAAUUUACCUGAUUUCCUUGCAACAGAUGGCGCUUUCGUGAAUAUUUCUACUCAACAUCUGAUUAAAAAAUCUUUUUUUUCUUGACUGUUUUCUUGCAUAUAAUUGUUCUUAUUCCAAUCAUUACUCUGGUUUUGUCCCUUUAAAAGUUUAUUAAACUGGGAUUCCUUCGAGUUUAUUAUCUUCAAAAAAGAUCAACACUGUGAAAGUUGUGUUUCAUUGUUUCUGAUGUAAAUGGUGUUAACAGUGUAUCCAUGUUUCGCUGGGGAUUCUUGUUGAAAGCUUGUAACCGUCAGAUAGACUCUAUUGACAAGAGGCAUUGUAGCCUGUCCAGAGUGCCUGAUGAUAUCGCUCGAUAUGCCUCGUCAUUGGAAGAUUUACUGUUGGACUCAAAUCAUAUUAAAGAUUUACCGGAAUCCUUAUUCCGGCUUCAUAGGCUUCAAAAGCUUAGUAUCUCUGACAAUGAAAUAGGAAGUUUGCCGAUUGAUAUAGCUAAAUUGUCUAACUUAGUCGAGUUAGAUGCGUCCAAAAAUGAAAUUAUGGAGGUACCUGAAGUUAUUAAAUUCUUGCGCCGAUUGAAGGAGCUUGAUUUAAGUUUCAACCCUCUUCGUACAGUUCCCAAUGCCAUUACUCAGUUGACCAGUCUAAAAAUUUUAGCUCUCAACGAUGUCAACUUACAUCAACUACCGUCUGAAAUUGGUUCUUUGAUCAAUCUCGAAUCACUCGAGCUUAGAGAAAAUAUGCUUAAAACCUUGCCUCCAAGUUUUUCCAAUUUGACAAAACUUCAACGCUUAGAUUUGGGCAGCAAUCAAUUAGAAGAGUUACCCAAAAUCAUUGGUGACCUUAUCAUGUUACAAGAAUUAUGGCUUGAUGAGAAUGGCUUAAGAACUUUACCUAAAGAAAUAGGUAAUUUAAAAAAAUUGACUUGUCUUGAUGUCUGUGAGAACGCUUUGAGCUACCUUCCUGAAGAAAUUUCCGGUCUUUGGAUGUUAACUGACUUACAUCUUUCCGACAAUCGUCUUGAGCAGCUACCCGACGGGAUUGGUCAGUUAAAUAAACUUGUGAUCCUCAAAGUAAACAAUAACAAUCUUUAUUCUUUGAAUCCAACUAUUGGUGGUUGUUCAUCUUUACAAGAACUGGUUUUAACAGAAAAUUCUCUACCUGAACUGCCCCCAACAAUUGGUAAUUUAAUACAUCUAUCAAUCUUGAAUUUGGAUCGAAACGAUUUGACAGAUCUGCCAUCACAAAUUGGAAAUUUAACAAGAUUGAGCGUACUAUCAUUACGUCUCAAUCGUAUAACACAUCUUCCAGUUGAAAUCGGUCAACUUAGAGAACUUAGAGUCCUCGACGUUUCUGGUAAUCGAUUACAAUACCUUCCUUACUCUGUCACCGCUCUGAAUCUGAAAGCUUUAUGGUUAGCUGAAAAUCAAUCACAACCUUUACUCAAAUUUCAGAGUGAUUUUGAUGAACUUAGUGGAAUGAAGGUGUUGACAUGUUACUUGUUACCUCAAGCUCAGACAACGGAUUAUUAUUCUAGCGGGCUUUCUGAUCUGGCUAAUAAAGAGUUUGUUGAAUCACCUAGUCCAACUUUUGGUCGUCCCAGAGAAUCUGCUGUACGAUUCCCCGAUUCAGUUUUCCUUGACGAUGAAGGUCUGAAUUCAGGUGAUCAAAAAAGUUCUUAUGAAGUUAAUUUUGUGCGCCAUGAUACACCACAUCCAAAAGAACUUAAAGCAAGACAUUCAAAAUUAUUUCAAGGAAAAGAUAAAAAUUAUGAACCCGGUGAAGAAAAGAAGGAAGAAGAAUCUCAUAAAGUUGAAUCCGUCCAUAAUAGAGAAAGAUCAGAAAGUCCAUUUAACUCUGAGUCUUCCGAGGCCUCUUCAGUUAUAAUUAGAAUGACAGAAUCUGAUUUAGAUCAACGUGGAGUAAGACAGGAAAUGAGAGAAACUCACGUAGAUCAUAAUGAAAUAGAUACAAUAAUUGGUAACGAGAGUAAUGAAAGCAACAAAAUGAGCAGUCUGGGUGAAGUAAAAAGAAAAGUGACAGACUCUCGUGAUUCUGAGACACAAGGAUAUAUUGAGAAGCAUGUUCUCUUUCCUGAUCAACUUGGUAAACUUCAUAGACGAAUUGAUGAUAGAGAUGGUGAUGAAAUGAGCGAACCUGUAGAUGAAGAAGACGCCUCAGAAAGACUUCAUCAGAGUUUCCAGGGUGAUGAUACUAUGGAUGAUAGUGGAGCCUGUGAGGAAGAUGGAGUCGAUGAAGAAGGAAACAGACCAGAAAAGCAUAAACUUCAUCGUCGUGACACACCCCAUCAUUUAAAGAACAAGAGAAUAAAUAUGCCUAAUUCAAAAGAGGAUCAAGAAAAGUUUGCAUCUAUUAUUAAAGAAGCCUUGAGAAAAGAAAAUUCUACGAACAAUAUGAAUGGCGAUGAUAUAUCAUUGAGAACCAACUCGUCCUUCUCAAAUGCCGCUAUGACUUCUAUAUCAUUAGGGCCCGUUGAAAUAAAGCAGAUGAAGUUUUACGUACUACGAGCUGUUGCAGGACUUGGUCUUAGCAUAGCGGGAGGUAAAGGUUCAACACCUUUCAAGGGUAAUGAUGAAGGUAUUUUUGUAUCAAAAAUUACUCCUGGAGGUCCAGCUGAGUUGUCCGGUUUGAAAGUUGGAGAUAAAAUAUUAGCUGUUAACGAUAUCUCAAUGGAAGAUGUUGAUCAUUAUAAAGCUGUUGAUGCCCUUAAAACGGCUGGUUAUGAAUUUUCUGUUCUAGUUGCUAGAGAAGUGCCCAUUCAAGAUCAAAAUAUGUCCAGGUCAAUGGACAUGAGUGCCUCAAAUCAUCAAAUUAAUCACGUUCAUCUCUCUAAUGGAGAUUCAAGUCCAAAAGUAUCACCUUCUCAUGAAAUAUCACCAAUAGAUAGAAGACCUUCUCAACCAUUAAAUGAAUCUUUUACAUCAUCAACGUCCUCUCAACCCCUUCAUCAACAAAUAUCACCAUCUUUAUCUCAAAAGAUUGAGGAUGAUCUAGUAAUAUCACCUAAACCACAACCAAAGGUUAAAACAGUUGUCGACUAUACCAUAAUUAUUCGUGAGCCAACCGGCUUAGGUUUCUGUGUUGCUUAUGGUAAAGAUGGAAAGUCUAUUAUAAUUUCAAGAAUUGCACCGGGAGGAGCUGCUCAUAAAGCUGGUAAACUUAGAGUUGGAGAUAAAAUCAUCAAAAUUGAAGGUCAAGACAUCUCUGGAAUGAAUAAAGAACAAGUUGUAGAAAUGUUAACAAAACCAGAAAGAUUUGUUCGACUUUGUGUUGAAAGAGAAAUCAUUGAAGAUGAUGAAGAUAGCUCGAAACCACCUUUUUCAACCUUCUCCAGACCUUAUACUGGGCUUUCUUCCGCAUCUUAUAUGGCCAAUCGCCCAACCUUCACCGGCAGCUAUAAAAGGCCUUCUCUAGGAUCGUUAAGUAAUUUAAGCCAUGAUUCCGGAGGAGCAAGCGGGUCAAAUUCAUCAAAGCCAACAUAUUCAGUAUUUACUAGAUUAACCGGCCUUAAAGGUGACCUAUCUGUCUUCAAUCCAUCCAAUACAGUGACACCACCGACAACAACAUUAACAACAUCCUCAUCUUAUUCAACAUUACCAUCCAAUUCCACUUUCACCACUUCAUCUACGCCAUUUAACAACAGUGCCUCACAAACCUUGAAGUCAAGUGCCUCUAUUAGUGCAUUAAAUCAAACAGGUGCCAAUCUACAACAAAAUGAAACAACGACACAUACCCGCUUCUCUAAACCACCUGUAGUUGUGAGAAUAGAAAAACAUUCUGUUUUAAAACCGCAUGAAACCUUGGAAGCUGAAUUACCUCCACCGCCAUCAACACCAGGAUUAUUUACUGAAGUUUUAACAAAGACAACGUUCACUGAAACGACAACCACCCGUGUAACAAAUAAUAUCCUCAAAGAUUCGACGGGAUCUAUUGUAACAGAAUCAACUGUAGCAACGGAAACUAGAUCAGGAUAAUGCACAGACCUAAUGUUUCUUCAUCUCAUCUCUAUCAACUUAGCUAUUGGUAUCAUUUCAUUUUCUCAUAAAAAUCAAGUUAAUUAAGAGUUAUACUAAUUUAAAAUCAAAACAAAAUGAUUCGCAUUAAAAAGAAGGGCUGAUUUGCAAUCAAAUACAUAUUACAAAUAAAUAUUUUACCAUUUCCAUUACUCAACUAUACACCACCUUUAUUUGGGGAUCUUUAAAGUCUUCACGAACGCUGAGGAUUUGAUUGUUAACAACAGAUUAACUACAUUGAAGAUACAGUAGCCUGUCCACAGAUGCUUGAUUAUAUUAUUGCUCGAUAUGUUUUAUCCAUGGAAGAUUUUACUGUUGGAUUCAAAUUAUAUUAAAGAAUUACAUGACUCCUUAUUCCGGCUUCUUAAGCUGCAAAAGUUUAAUAUCUCGGAUGAUAGAUGAGAACGUUCAACUUUGAAUAUCUUUAAUUGAGUUGAAAACUUAAAAUUAUAUCUACUAAAUAAAAUAAUCGAGAUAUGCCUGAAUUUGCCAGAAAGUAAAGCCAUCUACAGAUUCACACUCCAAUAUUGUGCUCUAUGAGAAUAUUUACGUUUAAUGCCAUAUUUUCGAGGUGGAGGUUUACUUUUAAAGCAACUUUUACCAUCUUUACCGAAUUCGAAAGUUUGACGAGCUGUAAAUUUAUGGAUGGUUCAUCAUAAAUAUGAUUAAACUCCAUAUCUUCUUCAAUGCCAUAUGAAAGACAAGUUUACCCGAAUUAUCCUUACUGAUCAACACCUUGAAGAUUUGUGUGGAGUUAUAAAAAGAUAUCCAAUCUUCUUCUCUCUUUGUCCCAAUGCAUUUUAAUGUCAAAAAGCGAAAAUCAAAAAAUAUCUUUCAAAUUUUUGUUCAACCCAAAAGCUGUUAUUCAUCAAACCAAUCAAUCAGAUUAUUAUACGAAGCACACGAUCUCACUUCGAUGGCAGUUAAAGUAAACUUUAUGAGCUGGUGAUGAACAUCAUUCAAAUGCAUUAUAAUUCAUAACCAAUUGAUGAAGUAUCCGAGCUACAAAUCAACCAACAUUUCGAUUAUCAAGAUCUGCAAUGAUAAUGGUUCCAUCUUCUGUAUUUUAAUGUAUUUCUCACCUUCUCCUUUUUCCUCUCUUUUAUUUCCUUAUUUAUGUUCAUCUCCUUUUUCUUGUUAUUUAUUUUAUCGAACUUUAUCGAUCUGGAAACUUGAUACCCACCCAAAUAUUGUUGUCCUUUCACCUCAAAGCACUUCUUUUAACUGUUCCUUUUCCCUUCUUUAUCGCUUUCUAUCUCAGUGGUAAAAUCCAAAUCUCACUGAGGCUAACACAAGAUGAUAGUGAAUCAGUAGCUAUCAAAAUUUAACAAGUGAAUCAAGAUGAAAUCAAAUCAAAAAGUAAACGUUACAGCAAUAAGGAUCCCUAAAAAAACUAAACAAAUCUCUGUGUUAAGUUGAAUUUUGAGAAUGACGCAAAAUUUUAUUGUAAGCUGCUAAAGAAGAGCAUACUAAAGCAAAAUCAAUUGAAAUUUUACGACUUGGCGUAUUUUUUAUCUGUAAAUAUUGAGAAGCUCAAGCUAAAUGAAAAUCAUUGAUUUUGUAAGCACCAAAUAAAAAAUCAAUUUGAACAACCA